UUCAGAUUUCAGAGGCUUCUCCCUCUGAACCGGUUCUCUCUCCAAUCUCUCUUAUUUUUCUAAUUUAAUUUUCUAUUUUCUUGGACAUUGGAGAUUCUGGUGUAUUUUAGGUUUUGCAUAGGGUUGAUCGACGACGAGUACAUGACAAUGGAGGCGUUGCAGGGAGAGGUGGAUCGAGUCAAGGGUCCCUGGAGCCCUGAGGAGGACGAGUUGUUGAGGCAGCACGUGCGACGGCACGGCGCUCGAAAUUGGUCGGCCAUAAGCAAGGCGAUCGCCGGACGAUCUGGAAAGUCAUGCCGGCUACGGUGGUGCAAUCAGCUCUCACCGGAUGUAGAGCGUGGCGCCUUCACUCCGGAGGAGGACGAGAUCAUCAUCAAGGCACACGCCCAGUUCGGCAACAAAUGGGCCGCCAUAGCCAAGCUCCUCAACGGCCGUACGGAUAACUCUGUCAAAAAUCACUGGAACUCCACCUUAAAGCGCAAGUACUCAUCACUGGUUCGUGACGUCGAAGAUCCAUCGCUCCAACUACCAACGAAGAAGCAGGCUACCGAAGAUCGAUCGCUGACGAUUCCUUCCGUAUUAGCGGGUCAUUGUUACAGCCCGGGCAGCCAAACUGGAUCUGAUGUUAGUGACUCCGGUCAUCAGGCAGUCUCUAAUUCUCCGACUGUGAUUCGGCCUGAAUCGAGACCGCCGGACGCGAACCUGAACAACGAUCUCUCAACAGAACUCACUCUGUCUCUUCCUGGAGCCAAGUCGAAGGAGUUAGGGAGGCUUAAAGAUUCUAGCUCUAUUACAGAGCAUGAGGAAGCAUUAUCAACGUCGAUAUUAUUAUCAACGGAGAAGAAGCAGGGUGGAAUCACGACUUUUGGGCCAGAGUUGCUGGCAGUGAUGAAGGAGAUGAUAAGGAUGAGGUGAGAAAUUACAUGGCGG
Prosopis cineraria is the source of this 930-nucleotide messenger RNA. RefSeq names its product transcription factor MYB44-like. The record is from RefSeq and is a predicted model, not a curated record. Lineage: Eukaryota; Viridiplantae; Streptophyta; Magnoliopsida; Fabales; Fabaceae. The coding region runs from base 142 to 915 and encodes 257 amino acids. The transcript has a single exon.